This is a messenger RNA of Zeugodacus cucurbitae (melon fly), 7508 nucleotides long. RefSeq names its product polycomb group protein Psc (gene Psc). Bases 1324 to 7086 code for a protein of 1920 amino acids. Gene Ontology annotation, biological process: negative regulation of transcription by RNA polymerase II. The record is from RefSeq and is a predicted model, not a curated record. Gene Ontology annotation, cellular component: PRC1 complex. NCBI's taxonomy places the organism in Eukaryota, Metazoa, Arthropoda, Insecta, Diptera, Tephritidae. Gene Ontology annotation, molecular function: promoter-specific chromatin binding; metal ion binding. The transcript has 5 exons.
GCUAGAGCUCAUUUCGAGACGGAACGUGAAGUAGUGUGGUCAUACUUUAAUAUUUGCGGAAAAAUUAGUGUUACUCGCUUUUACAAAGAGAGAGCAUAGUUUCAAAGAAAUCACAAUUAUUUAAAUAAAGUAAACAAAUUGUGCACUAAAAAAUAUAAAAAAUUAGAAACAAAGAAAUUUCGUAUAAUUGAAAUUGUUAUAAAAAAUAUUUAUUUAUAUAAAAAGAAAAAAAACUAAAAAUUGAAGUCACGCUGACUAAAUAAGUAAAAGAGAAGCAGCUACACAGCCAGACAAAUGAAGCUGUUCAUAUACAGAAGAGUGCACUUGGCGUGUAUAUGCAUAUAGUGCUGUGUGUGUGUACGUGUGUUUGUAAGCGGAAUAUUAAUAUCGGUAGUGCUGCAAACGUCGCCGCCGUCGAAAUCGCUUCGGUUGUCGCAAAGUCGCAUUAGCAACACUGCUAACGUUUGAAAGAGCACAAAUACAUGUGCCGCGCAUGUACAUACAUAUGUAUAUAAAUAAGUGUGUGUAGCGCCUCUCGUAUAACGCCAGGGUGCUUGUGCGUUGAUAAUAAUUUUUCGGAGUAUUCGAAAUACGGUUGUCACGUUUUUAGACGGCAGACAGCCAGCGUUACCUUUGACGUUUCAUUUUACCGAACUGCCUACGGUAUCUGUGUGUGUGUGCACAAACACAACAAAAGUAACAACAUCACAUACAUGUAUGAGUGUAUGUUGUAAUGCGCGGGUAUAAAAAAGCAGAGUAAGCGAUAAAAGUGUACUUAAAGCAAAGUAGUGGAAAAUGAAUUGAGGAAGCAGAAAAAAGUGCAUUAGUGCUGAUAUUAUACAGUGUACAAAGAAAGGAAUAAGAAAAAAGUGUUUGAAAACUACUGCAAGCGCACAACAAAUGUUUGUAUGUGUAUAAAUAGUAAAUUUCGAAGCAGAUUAAAAUAAAACCUGCAAAAAGUGUUGAAAACCAGAACAAUCGUGCUUAAUGAAUGAAUAAAAAUGCAUAAUUCAUGCGAUUAAUUGGUGAAAUUAAAAGGUUAAAGUUUGAAUUGAAUUAAAAAUACAAAUAAAUAUAUUUGAAACUACCACAAAUUGGAUUACAACUGGAUAUUGCACACUCUAACUUGGAGAAAUAACAUAUAUGGAUAACCCUAUACGCAAUCAGCCUGAUAACGUAUUAUCUAAACUCCUCUGUAUUCAUUACGUACAGAUUAGUGCUCGUAAAGCUACAUUGGCACUCCGUUACAAUUAGCGCACACGUUCAUCGUGUUCAUUAAAGAUUUUAUUUUUCACGUUCUUUUGUGGGUGACAGUAAGCAACAAUGUCACCAGUGCCGGGAGCCACAACAGUGAUGGGCACUGGUCUCGCACCACCUCCCACAGCUCCAGCAGCAACACUUGUUACAACAGCAACAACUACGACAAGUGUGGCCAUCACAUCGACCUCGCAUAGUCGCGUUCCAGCAGCGAUGUCCUCGCAACAACAAAGUUCACAACAACAACCACCGCCGCGAACGCAGCAUUGCAGUGACAAUGGCAAGGUGGACAACAAGAGCAAGCAUCACUUUAAUAACAACAACAACAUAAAAAACAAUAACUGUAAUAACAACAUGUUGGCGCAAAGUCAAAAUAAAAAUAAAAACAGCAACAACAAUAAGUUAACUAUGCAACACAAUGGUGGCAUGCAUUCGGCGAGCGUGGAAAGUGUGCGCCAAAUGAAGCAGCAACAACAACAACUGCAACAACAAACGAACAAAAAUACCAACAGUGACAACAAGGCUAAAGAUAAUGAUAUGCAAAAGCACACAAAUACAACGACAAACGUGUCCUUCACCCAUGCCACCAGCAGCACAACGAAUGCUGCCGUUAAUGGCGCAACAGCCAAAAGCGUGAACAACACGCAAUUCUCCUCGCCUGUUGGUAAUGUUGUUGGCACGUCGUCAUCGUCGCCGCAGUCGUUGUCGUCGUCGCAGUUGUCGCCUGCGCAAACUAAUUGCAGCACUAAAUCACCGACGAUGAAGACGACUACAAUGCCACAGCAGCAGACAUCCUCCGCCGCCACCACCGUCUCGUCCCCAUCGUCGACGAUAACGAAUCCGUUGGCCUUGUCGGCCAUCACAAGUAAUGGUGCCACUUCAACACCAGAAGCAGCUGCUGCCGCAGUAGCAGUAGCAACAGCAACAGCAGCAGUAGAAGCUGCAACAGGCACAAUAAAUGCGAAGACAAUAAUAAAAUCAACAAUUAAUCAAAAUGGUGUGGAAAUAAAAGAGGAAUGCGAUCCACAACAAGUGAUCGUCAAGGUGGAGGAGACAACACCAAUUGUAACCGGAACAACACCAACAACAACUGCGCAAAUCUCAACAACUACUGUUAAUCAAGUGGCAACGCCUCCUACAACGACAACAAAUCAAAAGGAUACAACAGCUGCGAUUGCGGCUGCGGCGCCGGCGGAAGCUAGCAAGAAAGCUGCUGGCCCACCACUCGUUACCGCCGACGAUGCGUCUGCGGAUAAUCUGAUUGUGGAUAAGCCGCGCAAAGUACUAUUGAGCGUCAUGAAUCCGCAUAUAAUUUGUCACUUGUGCACUGGUUAUCUCAUCGAUGCCACAACCAUUGUGGAGUGUUUGCAUUCGUUUUGCCAUAGUUGCCUAAUCAAACAUUUGCGGACUGAACAGUACUGCCCACGCUGUGAAAUGAUGAUAAACACGGCCAAGCCAAAUAUAAAACCCGAUACGACGUUACAAGCCAUCGUCUACAAGCUUGUACCCGGUCUCUACGAACGAGAAUUAAUGCGAAAACGCGCCUUUUACAAAGAUCGCCCGGCAGAUGCCGCUAUAGCUACACCGGAACAACGUGGCGAAGACACCGAACACCUCAUCUUUAGUCCCUCGGACUGUAUGUCCUUGUCGCUGGAGUUCGCAGAUACAGAUGAACUUGUGCGUCAGAAGAGCGAUUACGGUGAAUUUUUGAAGCCACGUUACCUGCAGUGUCCCGCUAUGUGCACUGUUGGACACUUGAAGAAAUUCGUACACGGGAAAUUCGAUAUCGAUUCGCAGCGUUUCAACAUUGACAUCAUGUACAAGGUGAAGACUAUUGUACUGCUCGAUCACUACACGCUCAUGGAUGUUGCUUAUAUUUACACGUGGAAACGUGAUGCACCAAUGCGUUUCUAUUUUCGUGUAAAACGUUCUUUGCGUCCAAUUGUGAAGACACGUAAACCGGCAGCCAUAAUGCCUGUAGCAGCACCAGAGACGGUAGAAAUUAAGGAUGAGGUUAUUGAUGCAUCAAUUACGGCGAAUUCACCAAAAAUUGCCGGUAACGAAGUUACGCAAACUAUUUCACCUACGCCCGAUGCUAUGACAAUAAUUCCGAAACCAGUUGUGUCGGCCUUAACAAAUAACAAUCAACUGAUUAUGACGCCGGAACAUAUUAAGGAAGAGGAAAUCGAAGAGGCUGAAGAAUUAAGAGCUAAACCGAUUGUUGAAGCAGUCGUUAAACCGCCAAAGCCAGCUAAGGUUGCAAAAACUUCUGCCGUCAGCUCAAGUACAGAGGGUAAACGGUCACAAUCAAACUCUGCGGCUGAACGUAAAGCCGAGAAAGCAUUGAAUGCGCAAUACUCGCACAACUCACCGAAAUCAUCCAAAGAGAAACGUGAGGCUAAAGAGGCAUUAAAGCAAGCUGCUGAACAACCACGUGAUGAGCGCAAAGUCGAAAAUAUUAAAUUGAAGAUUGAUUUAUCGAAGCAUAAUAGUGUGACAAUUAUAAAUAUGUCCGAUCCGCAACGUCGUGAGAUUACCAAGUCUGUGCGUCCUGAAAAGGAGUGGAAGCUGAAAAAUAAACGUGACAAAGAGUCCAGUCCCAAAAAUUCACCCAACAGUGAACGCAAAAGUAAGACUCCUAGUCCACUAACGGUACCGCCACUGACAAUAAAGGCUGAACAAAUUAGUCCAUUAACGAAAAAUCACCCCAAGUCAACUGAAACAUCGCCUGUGGCUGCCCCAACUAAUGAGGAGGAGCAAAAGUCACAGUUCCUCAAGUCAUUUGCGCUGACACCGAUCAAAGCUGUCAAAAACGAAACAAAUGAUAAAUCUCCAAAGUCGCCGAAAAGUAACAGUUCGUUUACACAUAAGGUUGUGAUUAAGUCGCCAACAAGUAGCGCUCGCGAUCCGCUGAAAACAACAAUCACCACCGUUUUCAAAGGACCCGCCUUGCCGUCUAAACGCAAAAUUAAGGAACCUGUUAAGAAUGUGGCCAAGAAGCCAAAAUUGUCACCGCCACUCCCGGCUGAAGACUUCAAAAUUAAAUUGCCGCCAAGUCCGAUUGCCAACGCAGCGAAACCAAAUUCAUCCCCUAUCGCUAAGCCGCCUACUCCGGGGCACGAAAAACCUCUUAUGCCUCCACCAAAAACCAUUAACAACACAUCGUCUCCCACAACUUAUGUAGCUGCCACAAUAACAACGACCACGCCAAAUGCAAAAACUAGCCAAGUUACUUCGACAACUAGCAGUCAAGCAAUUAUGCGUCCACCAAUUGGUCUGCCGCCAAAAAAAGUUUCCGGUAAAAUGAGUGCUUCCGCAGCGCAUAAAAUGAAUUCCCUACCAUUGCUGCCGUCCAUGACACGUAUUGAGAUGGCUGCUCCUGGUAAUCGCACACCGAUUGCGAAGCGCUACCAACCUAUUCUGCCAAAGUCGACACGUCCCAAUCCGUUCGCGAACAUUCCCAGUGACGUCAAUAAGCUACUGAAGGAUGCAGGCACCGAAAUUAAAUCAAUCGCCAGCAAUACAAAGUCAACCGCGAAGGUGUACGGACCAAAGACCAUCGCAAGUGGCACAACAAUCACCGCCGACAAUAGUCUGAUGGGACCACCGCCUGCGCCGAUAACCAAACAACAGUCUCAAAAUGUGAAUCAACCACGUCAUGGUAUGGCAAGUAAUGCCAACAAAUUGGGCGCAAAGAAUGGCAAAACCAGUAAUUCGAAUAAUUAUUUGAACCUGGCGCUUUUUAAUGCAUCAAAGUCCAAAGGCAAUGAAGCGCCACCCGGUUGUCGUACCCCUAUGUACACGCCAAGCUCGCCAAUAUACUCGCCAAGCUCUCCGCAGUAUAUGCCGAACUAUAAUAUACCCACAGUUCCAACUUACAAGUACACACCACGUCCAUCUGGCGGCAGUGGUAGCUUUUUGCAAAGUAUAUUGGGGGGUGCGAACAAUCAAAUGGCGGGACUGUUUCCGGCGCCACCCACCAUGAAGGAUAAUGCUAGUAUUGGCAUGAAUUCAGGUGCCACGAACGGUAAUAGCUCGCCCUCUCACAACGCUAAUUAUAAAUCGAUGGAUAUUGGUGGUGGUCAACAGCAAGGGCCCAAACGUGUUUAUCCAUUCGCACGUAGCCCCAGUCCAGAAGAUCCGCCAGAAAAACAAUUAAAAGUGAAAUCAUUGCUCACUUCCUGUAACAUUAACAUUCCAUCAUCACUCUCAAUCACCAUCACACGAGAAGAUAGCGAAUCGCAGACCAAUAAUGCCUCGCAUCCAAAACAUAAAAGUCCUGUGAAUAAUUACAUCGAGAUCCUAAAGUUGCCUGAUCAGUCAAGCGAGACUGUGGAGCAAAGCAAACGCGCCUCACCCCCGGCGCAGAAGUUACCACCGACUCCACACGCCUCUUCGCUAAAGCUGCUUAUGCCACCAACGCCGAAUGCUACUACAACAAGCUCGCCUGUAAAACGUGACAACACCGAGGGAAAAUCCACAAAUUAUGGCACCACAACUUUGGCACAAAUUACACAAAAACCACAAAGUAAUGCGCCAAAGUCACCAUACAACACCACUUCGAAUAGCGCGAAUAAAACACAAAUAACCGCACAAAACUCGGCUGCAAAGUCAUUACAAUCGAAUUCUGCCCAGAUGAACCAAAAACAUGCGAACGAAAAUAACCAUCAAAAGUCGAACAUGAAGGUGGCGGAGCCACUGAAGUCACCGCAAUCGGAACAGCAAAAAUCGGGUGCAGAGAAGAAAUCGCCCAUGCAAAGCCCCGAUAAAAAUAACUCGUCACCAAAUGGCAAAACCACACACAAGUCGCCAAGUAACUCUAGCGGUAUGGAUGCGAGCAAAAAGUUCCGACCAAUUUUGCCUCGACAAAAUCCUGCGUCUGCCAUAUCAGAAAUCAUACCACCUAAGGUAACGACUGGCAACAUUAUCGGCACUUAUUCGGCGCCAAGUGGUGUAGCGGUAAAGGUUCACGCGGCUAAGAAAGUGACGCCACCUAAAAAAUCACCAGGUGCACAACAACACCAACAACAGCAGCCACAACCACAAGUGGCGCAUCAGCAGCCCAAAAAUGGACAAUCGCCGAACGCAUUAAGUGCUGCGAAACCCAACGUACCACAGUCCAACAAAUCCCCCUCACCCGCACACCAGUCGUCAUCUAAGUUGACAACGAAUGCUACGGCUGAUACCACGCCCCAACCGAUAUCUUCUCCGAACGCCGCUAACUCUAACGCCACCAACAAGCUGAUCCAUGCACCACACCCCAGCAUGCCACCGACUAUGCCAACACUGCCGACUCUACCUGCCAUGCCGAACAUGCCACCCACUGCGCUUCAAGUUGCCGCCAUGGCCGCUGGGCUGCCCGGUAUGCCUUCGCACUUGGGCGGCGUUGGCGCUGCCGAUUUCAGCAAGCUAUUCAAGGAUAAUCUCCUGCGCGCACAAGUGCAAGCGGCAGCGGCUGCCGCCCAACCCGGCGGCAUGUUCUACCAAUACGCGAACGCGCAACAACUGAGUCACCACUACAGCUACCAGCAGGCCUUCAUGCUAGAGCAGUUGACGCGCAUGCAACGCGCCGAGGCAUUGAGUGAGUUCAUGCAAAAGUUGAAGAACGGCCCAGCCGAUAAACCGUUAGAUAAUAACCCAGGCAGCGUAGGCGGCGGCAAAGCGCUUGCGGUCCCAGGUCCGAAAGCGUCACCAGUUGCGACAACUAGCGCCAGUGGCAGUGUAACCUCAAAGUCUAGCGCGGGCAACACCAACACCAACAACACGACUACCGUUGUCAAUAGCAACAGCAACAACAACGGCGGCGCAACUGCGACGAAGGCCAAAUGAAAAUGAAUGUACGGACGAAGGUGGAGAUGCACUUGGAGAUGAAUGAACUCCACCAAACAGCGUUUAUGGAAUUCAAUUCCCGCUGUGUGCGUGUGUGCGUUUGGCGGUACGCCUCAUCAUUAAAAGAAAACACAUUUCAAAUGAAAUAAAUUUAAGUUUACGAGUACAUUGUUAUACUAAAAAUGUGUGUGUGUGCAUACAUACAUACAAACAUAAACACACACAUAUAUCUUCGUUUAGACAUUAGUAAUACUUUAAUUAAGCAGUAAGUUGAAAACUAUUUCUGUUUAAACUGGUUCUUGUUUUUGUUAUCCACUAUAUAUUCGCUUAUUUAUUAUAUUAUUAAAUGCUAAAAGAUUAUCGCAGCAAUAUGAAUGACACAUACAUACAAUACAUACUUACAUGCGAGCUGUGUAUGCCCG